Messenger RNA from Salvia splendens (bonfire salvia), 3134 nucleotides. RefSeq lists its product as uncharacterized. The coding region runs from base 1055 to 2173 and encodes 372 amino acids. Lineage: Eukaryota; Viridiplantae; Streptophyta; Magnoliopsida; Lamiales; Lamiaceae. The transcript has 4 exons. The record is from RefSeq and is a predicted model, not a curated record.
UGCAGUCUCAAUGGUUCUUCGAUUGAAUCAGUAUAUAUUGGAGGAACAUGGAGUUCAAAAGGGGAUAUUUGGUGAUUGGUCACAUCUUGAUGUGAGACAACAUGGAAAUAUGCCGUAAAUUCCUAUUUACAGGGCUGUGUGUGCUGUGAAGUAUUGUCUUUGUUAUUCUUUCUGCACAUUAAUCUAGGGAAAUUGUUCUUUACUUGAUUGACUCCUUGGCUCUUCACCUUUAAUUCUCAUUUGCCCCUUCAUUAUAUUCUACUAAUUGCCCAUCCUUUUUGUAUCUCUUUAGAGCUUCAACUUCUUUCGGUAAGGAAGAUCCCUCUCUCUUGCUUUUCUUGUUGUUAAUAUUCUUGGUUGUGGUUGUAGAGUAGGGAGGUUCCUUUUGCGAAUGGUGGUUGCAAAUUUAAAAAGCACCUUUAUGUAUGUUUUCAACAACUUUUACCAAAUAUCCAUACCUUUUUGUUUUCUUUGUGGCCUUUAUGUUUUGUCAUUCACUAUUCACUAACAAAUGGUGCUUUGGGGCUAAAUUUUUCGUUUAUAUGAAAGAUGAAGUCUGAAUGAAUGGGCUUGCAUGAUUCUUGGCAAGUGAAUAUGUUCAUCACGUAAUAGGUUCCACUUAGUCCUCAAAUGCUUUUCCAUUGUCGUGUUGCUAUUGGUACGUGUACCAUAUUGUCAUGGUUUGUGAUAUUCUAAAUUUAUUUACAGGUUUGCAACUAUUCAGAUGGAUCAAAGAUAAGUCUUGCUCAUCCAACAGAUUGUUUCAGAGCAUGAAAAUACUCAGUGCAAAACGCCUCUCUCUGAAUGAAAGAUAUCGUCAAUCUAAGCAAUUCCAAGAUGCACUACAAGUUCUGAGUUCCAAUUAAGACUUAUUCCUUAAAUGUCUGCAAGAACCGCAUUCAGUGUCCUCUGAGAAUCUUUACAGUCGGCAGUCUGAUUCCAGUCAUCCAGAGAACCUACAAAGAGGAUAGAGAACAAUGACUUUGUAGAGACUGGGAUUAGAGUCAGAGAUACAAAGAAGAUAAAGAAAAGGGCCCCUCCUCAGCAGAAUGGAAUGGAGAAAGUUCAACUAGGAAGUUCCUCUCCUGAAGGUCUUAAUUGUUACGAAAAUCCCUCUCGGCCGACACAAAUUGUAGUUUUAAAACCUACACGUAAGAAAGCAUGUAACGAUAUGACUGUGGCUUCUCCUCAUUCAGAACAACCAAUGAUGCUGCGAAGGGAAGACUUCUUUACGCAUAUUGAAGAGGGCGAGGAUCAAGAAUCAAGAGAUGUAGCAAAAGGAAUCGCUCAACAAAUGCAUGCCAAAUAUAGCCAGCAUCACAAAAAUGAAAACUUGAUUUCGUCGGUAUUAUUGAAUGACUACGUAGGUGAUGAUAGCUCAUUUAAUAAAUUAGAGCAUGGUUACAUCGGUGAUAAUCUCUGUCAUUCAGAGGCCAUGUCACCUGUAUCUAAGCUUUCUGGGGAUUAUGUUGAUAUGCUUAGCCCUUACUCUACCUCUACUUCAUCUCGGCCAUCUUAUUCUCCAGAAUCAUCAGUUAGCAGAGAAGCGAAGAAACGUCUUUCUGAAAGAUGGGCCAUGAUGCCAUCUAAUGAGAUUGUUCAAGAACAAAAGCAAUAUCAGAGAAGCUCCAGCACAUUGGGUGAAAUGCUUGCUUUAACUGUGAUAAAGCCAUUGUAUUCUCAUGGCGAAGGAGGCAGUUCAAGCCAGGAAUCUAGGGACUUCGAUUUUCUCGUUGUUAAUGAUUGGAGAAGAGAUGAAGCAAUGGAUAAUCCACCAAGAAAUCUGAUGAGGUCAAAAUCUGUUCCGGUAUCUGGUUGGUUUGGAACUAGGUUGAAUAUUGGCAGUUCAGUUUCAGGAGAGGAGAAAUCAGAAUCUUAUGAGGAUAGAAAAGUAAGUGCUAAAUCAUCACUCAAAGGAAACUUGAUUCUCUCGACGGCGGCCAAAAAAGCCGAUAAAGAAAUGUCUCUAGUGUCCCAUACCAAAGAUGGCUUUUACUUGCAUCCUGAAGGCAUUGAUAGGACGGUAGGUCUUAAUGACAAAGGGUCCAUUCAUGCUUUUUCACCGUUAGAACCAUCAAGAACAGCACCGUCCUCUGAAUCUAUUUGCGCAAAGAUGAUGUCUCCUGAGAUGUGUAACGGUCAACACUAUUUCGUACCCACCAAAUUUAAUUGACCAAGUGAUUUCUGUACUGGGAAACCUGGAGACCACAUAACAUAAUUUGCCACUUUUUCCACACACAAACUCAGGCCAUCUCCAAGCCUAAGCAAUAAUCUUGACCAGCCUUGCCCGAUAUCUGUCUUAGGUCUAUCAUUUGAGGAGGAGGAGGAGGAGGAGGAGGAGGAGGAGUAUAUACAAAAGUCAGCUUCUUAUUAUGUUAAGCCUGAACAACAAGUUUCUUUCCUUUUCACCAAUUCAGGAGUGGAGUCCCCCUGCUUAUCCAUAGGAUCACGUAUGAUUGACAAAUCGCCACCUAUCGGAUCCAUUGCACGGAGCCCUUCUUCGAAUGACCCCUUUGUAAAUGCAGGCUCUUCUCAUCCCUCCAAGCAAUUAACCACCAAAGAAACAGAUGAAGAAGAACGAGAAUGCCUUUUCUUUAUUAAGGGGAUUAUUAGCUGAGGCUGGCCGCCAAUGUGAGGCCUGUUCUACCUCAUAUUUGGCAAGAUGUCACUCACUUCAGAGCCCAUUGCACCCAUCUUUUAGAGGCCAGAGUAUUAAUUCUCAAGACGACAAGAAUCUGACGGAUGGCACGCUAAGGCAGAAGCGAGCAGUUCAACAACUCGUGCAUGAUUGUGUAAAUGCAGCAUUACUAAAUACAGGAUAUGACUCACACCUGAGCCAAAGACUCCAUACAUCCAUUAUACCCAACUUGAUCGGGGAGAAGGUACUAGGCAGUGGUUGGGUCAAUCAUUUCGGGUAGGAGAUGGAUGAUUUAUGCAGGAAAAUUGAAGGGAGGCUGCUAGAAGAGCUAAUGCAGGAAGUGGUGGUUCAAUUGGCAGGUAGAAUGUAACAAGUCUUCAUUCAUUUAGUUAACACCUUGUAUUCUGCUAUAGCUUAAAGACUCUGACUGUUCUUGUACUAUGCUUUGACUCCAUAUAUUGAUCGUAGCUGUUACAGGGCAUGAAUAUUUAUUCAA